Acytostelium subglobosum LB1 is the source of this 1404-nucleotide messenger RNA. RefSeq lists its product as hypothetical. Gene Ontology annotation, molecular function: protein binding. The record is from RefSeq and is a predicted model, not a curated record. The coding region runs from base 1 to 1404 and encodes 467 amino acids. The transcript has 7 exons. NCBI's taxonomy places the organism in Eukaryota, Evosea, Eumycetozoa, Acytosteliales, Acytosteliaceae.
AUGUUGGUCAAUUGGAACUCAAUGUCCGAUCAAUCCGGGGAUACUCAACAACAGCAAGAUCAGCAGCAGGGACAGCCAUCUCAGCAACAACAGGAACAACAACAACAACAGCAAGAUCCAACAAAGUCACAGACAUUGCCAUCGAAUGAACCUACUGUAGACAUUAGGAGUCUAUCACUCAAAGCUAUCACACAAUCAAAGGGCUAUUGUUUCCUGCCCUCCAUUCAGCUACAAUACGAUUGGCAUAUCUAUCAGAACUCUGACUCUGAUUGCUUCUGGGUCAAUCUUGUCAAGGAUUCAAAGAGUACUGUUCAUGCUACAGUGUCCACAAAGAAGACAUCCAACAACACAUUCCAGUUUGAUGUAAUACCCGAGAACACUCUCACAAUUAAGCCUAUCAAUGGAAAUGGAUCACACUUGGCCCUCAAGUAUGGACAACACAAUCAGGAGGUGAUUGCACCAUCAAAGAUACACAAGGUUGCAGGCACAAAAAGAAUAACGUCAAUGGGAGCAUCUUCAGAGGGUGGACUAUGUGCCUAUGGUAGUUCAGACGGUAUACUUGAGAUAUUUGAAUCAGAUGACGGCCAGGUGAGAAGGAAGCUCAGAGGACAUGUUGGAGAUGUGGACGUUUCAAAGUUCUUCCCAAGUGGCAGGGUGUUGCUGAGUGGUGCAUCCGAUGCUAGAUUGAGGAUAUGGGAUGCAAUUGAGGGAGAGUGUGCAAUGACUCUGACCAGUCAUACUGCAGGUAUCACCUCUGCCUCAUUCGUAGAGCGUGGAAGGAACUUUAUAUCGACAUCAAGAGAUGGAAGUGCUAAGCUCUGGGAUGUACCAACUGGAACAGUGAUACACACACUUCAAAACUAUGAUCGACCAAUCAAUGAUUGCUAUGUCACUACAACAACAAUUAGAUCAUCACAAACACUGGACGAGAGAGAGUUUGGAACAGAUGGCAAAGUAGUACUAUUGGCAUUGGAGCAAGGAUCGCUCAUUCUCAACGAUAUUAGAUCAGCUAAUAUCGUAGCAGAGAUGAGUGAGGAACAUCACAGCACUGCAUUCAAUGCAUGCUUUGCACUGAACAACUAUGUAUAUGGAGGUGAUGAUGAUGGUUUCAUAUUCCAAUAUGACAGAAGAAAACUAGAUCAACCAACAACAAUAUGUCAAUUUAGCAAUUCACCAAUUCAUCAUAUCAGAUCGAACAAUGAUGAUCCGUUGAACAACCACAACAGUCUAUGGGUGAGUUCAGGAGAUGGAAACAUAUUCUUGGUGGACUUUGAUUCACAGUCAGUUACAAGAUCAUUAUCGGGCAUUGAUACUGAUGUCGUGACAUCGCUCAAUGUAGUACCAGGUAGUAAGAAGGCAUUUGCAACAAGUAGGGAUGCAUACGUCAGAGUCUAUGAUCUGUGA